AUGAUCCUUCCACGUCCAGAUCUUCAAUCUAUUGGCAUCAACUAUCGUCGGAUUCCAGUACUAGCAAUUGGGAAAGAUAUUUAUUGUGAUACAAGCGCUAUUAUCGAUGCACUUAACACGAAGUUUUCCGACAAACUUGUUCUCUCUUCGAAAGAUCUAGCAGGCGCCAUUAAAGGCUUGCAAGUACUGGCAGACGGCAUAUUCCGUGUGGUCCUGGGAGCAUUCCGAAUUAACAGAAUGCCGCCAUCGUUCAUCGAGGACCGCAAGGAUCUCUUUCCAUUGCUUAUCGAUCCGAAUUUCGAGCAACUUCGUCCACAUGCAUUGAGUGAAACUCGAGGAUAUCUUACCACACUCGAAAACAAUCUACACAGCGACUGGAUUCUCGGACAAGAUCUAAGUCUUGGUGAUAUCGAAAUCAUCUGGGUUCUCAGGUGGGCAUUGUUAGAUUUGAAGUUUAGCGAGGAACCAUCAUUAUCAAAAGAACAGUUUCCUAAAGUGUACACUUGGAUAGAUCGGUUUAUGGUACAGGUUGAAAAGAAUAAAUCUCCUUCAAUACAAAUCAAAGGAGAUGAAGCUAAACGAAUUAUUCUUGCAAGUAACUUAGAUCCAGUCAGCGGUGUCGAUUCUAACGAUCCUCUUUUGCUCAAAGAAGGAGAUCAGGUUGUUAUCAAUUCAACCGAUGCAAAGCCAACUCAUCCACAGGAAGGCAAGUUGAUCGGGUUAAAUGGAAAAGAAACGGUCAUCGAAUUGGAUAAUGGAAUUCAUGUACAUUUUCCCAGAAUUGGAUACAGAGUAGAGAAGAUCGUGAAAUAA
Molecule: messenger RNA, 813 nt
Organism: Didymodactylos carnosus
Lineage: Eukaryota; Metazoa; Rotifera; Eurotatoria; Philodinida; Philodinidae
Source: the annotation of a GenBank genome assembly